This is a messenger RNA of Cladocopium goreaui, 3546 nucleotides long. The record is from the annotation of a GenBank genome assembly. Lineage: Eukaryota; Dinophyceae; Suessiales; Symbiodiniaceae.
AUGCGCCGCUCCAUUGUGGCUGUUUCGGCCGCGGUGCUGGCUGGCUCGGCCAUUUUAGUGGCUGCUUCGGCCACGGUAGCAAUGUCAAGCUUGGAAACCGGGGCCAAAUUCAGAUGGCGUAGUUCGAGCAAAAAAUGGUGUAACAUGUUCCUCGUCUCAGAUGGCCAGCCAGAGCUAGGGUCAUGGUUGGAUGUGAAGCAGCAACCUUGGGGUGUUGAUUGUAAAGUGUGCAAGGAAACUGGGGUUUCCAAUCCUUUCGCUUCUUAUUCAAUGACCAAGAAGGGCCAACUGCAGAACUGCAAUUUGAUGAAGCACCAUAAAAGCAAGGCGCACAAGGCAGCGGUGAAGGAAUGGUUGAAGGAAGGGGGCUGUGUUGGUCCUAGUCCCGAUGCAGCCCUGUCAUUGAGUCAGUUUCAAGAGCUGAUGGAGUGCUUUGGCGAGAAAAGAUCAUUGACGCAAAAAGAGCUGCAAAUGGCAUGGUGUUUGGCAGAGGGGUUAAAAGCUUUGGACCAAACGUUCAUUGCGAAAUCUUCUCACAUUUCUUUGAUGCGGGAUGAGCGGCAUGGGCGGUUGGCCAUACGAUUCAUGGCUGUGGCCCCAGACUUGACAACUCGAAGUGGUUUUUUAGGCCAAGCAAGGCAAGCUGGAACAGGAGCUGCCAAUGUCUCCUUAGCCACAUGGGCAGUCAUGAAGCGUGCUUGCUCUAGAUUUUAUAUGGCUCCUCUUAGUCAGAAUCCUGGGCGUUUGAAGAAAAAUCUUUGUAAACACCUGCGGUCAAGAGUUGUGGCACUCGCUGCUGAUGCAGCAGCAGAUGAAAUGGCAAGCUGUGAAAUAUUAAGGUCAGCACACUUGAGUUUGAAUACAGAAGACAACCAGCCAAUGCUGCCAAACUUGAGGUCAGAAGAGCCACCUGGGUAUUUCAACUCACCCAAGCUGCUGCGGCCGAGGCUUGAGAUUACGGGCGUAGUCAGGCUGCUUCGGCCUGCUCCCACAGAAGCUUGGCUGCUUCGGCCAAAUCGCCUGGCUGUUUCGGCCAGCAAGGGUUUCGAGAAGACAGACUGCAAUUGGGGAUUGGGCUUCCUUUCAUCACUGACUGGCCCGCCUGACACCGACAGGGAGACUGAGUUUUCCGGCAUUGACAGAUUCACAGACCGCACACCCACAGAAAGCAACUGGAAGAACAUCCCUGAUCGACAUUGGCACAUUCCUCUCUGGCACAGGAGUGAGGGUUACACUCUUGUCAUGGAGGGUGUUGAAGUGUCUCAUGACUGGGUUCCAACCUUUCUCCAACAGUGUGACACGAAGCAACAUGACACGCGGCCAGAAACAUGCUUGAGAGCAAAAGACUGGCGUGCUGUACCUAAGCCUGUAGUGAAGCGCAGCAUCAAAAGAGCUUAUGUCAGGGCGGUGAAACAUGGAGUUGCAUGGUAUAAAGGUAGAUGCCUGACACCAACAGCCUUUCCAAAAGCUCUGCAACAGCAUCAACCAGACCAUGCCUUGCCAGAGCGGGACAAACCGUCCCCACAACUCACCAGUUGCAAUCGAAAACAUCAAGAUGCCAAACGCUUUCGGCUUCUCCAAUGGAAUGCAGGUGGACUGUCCACUCAUAGGCUUGACUCCAUAAAGGUCUGGAUGCAGGAGAAUCACAUUGAUGCCACUGUGAUUGCAGAAACGAGAUGGACAUAUGAGAAUGAGUGGAGUGAUGGAGAUUUCCAUUACAUCCACACGGGCGACCCAAAGAACCGUGGAGCUGGCCUGCCGUUCACUGCUGAUGACUUGGAACGUGAGAUGCGCCGCAUUGAUCCGACCAAAGCAGUUGCACGAGUACGUCAGGGUUGCCGUGCAGCUCCCCUCUUAUGGAAUGGGUACAUGUGGCUUUUCCUGACAGAACUGAGCCGUAUUGUCCAACCACAGUGGAUCCUCAAAUGCUUGAAUGUCUUUGCUGACGAUUGCCAGAUGGGUGAUGAAUUCCGUUCCCACGAGGAACUCAACACAUUGCUGCACAACAUCAAUCAGACGCUGAUACUUCUGCAGAAGUUUGGACUGACCAUCAAUCCAUCGAAAUGCACCGCCUUGCUCACCAUGGGAGGCACUUCACACAGACAGGUGCGCUCCAAACUGACUGCAUGGCGAGAUGGGAAAGAAUGGCUGCGUUUUGGCACUGCUGACCAUCCUCUUUGGAUUCCGAUAGAACAUCAAGCCAGGUAUUUGGGCACUGUGAUCACAUAUGCCAAUCAUGAACUUGCCACAGUGAAACAUCGCAUCAAUCUUGCACGUGUUGCUUUUGGCCGACUGAAGCGCUGGCUUACUGGCAAGAGAGGUUCAGAGGUUCUCAUUGCCCCGGACGUCCAAGACGUGUUGCAAGCUGGACCUCCUGACUGUUGGAGCAAGUCCGAUCCACUGGCAGCUGACCUGCUGCAUCCUGAGCAAAUGUUUGCACCCAAACAGGAUCCAUCAGUCCGUGGUACUGCCAUGCUGACAGAUGCUGACCUGCUCAACAUAUUGGGCCAGGAGUGGGGACGCCGUGUUCUCACCAUUGUUGGGUCACGCACCUGGCACCAUAUGAAGAAGGAGACAGCUGCAUGCAAGUAUCUGACCAACAGAUGCUGCCUUUGCGAUCAGUUCGUAGGCCGCACACAAGAAAUGAAUCGACACUACAAACUGCAUCACCCAGAGUUUUGGCCAAACAUGCAAAGCAAAGGGCAUCAACUCACCAACCUUUAUGGUGAGGAACCUCCAUGCCCCUUUUGCAACGAGCUCUUCAAGGCCAAUCAUCAAUGUCCGAUCUGGACACAACUGGCAAUGUUAUUAAUUUACGGAGGAGGCCUGACGUCAGACCAGACUCCUGCACCUGUGACCUUGCGUUGUGAAAUUUGCAUGGAAACAUUUGACAGCAGUGACAAAUUGCAUGAACACUUGACUGGUGUCCAUCACUUGAGAAGCCAGAGCUUCAACCCAGCACGAGACACGCUGGAUGGAGAGCCGGUGUGCAAUCACUGCUACAAGAUGUACGACAGCCUGGAAUCCCUGCGCUCUCACAUAAACCAAGGCAGGUGUAUGAAAUUUUGCCCAGACCUUCCAACAGAAGUCAUUGAUGUCCAACCUCAAUGGGUCAAAGCAAUGUGUGAGGGACUCCUGGUGGACACACUCCGUGAUGCACAUGUCCGACUUCAAUUAACCUUGAGAUGCCAGAACUGCAGCAGCCGUUACACACGGCCCAUGGACUUGGCAGGCCACCUUCAAACCGCACAUGGCCGGCUUUGGUCGGCCUCUCAGGGUCUGACCAAUCUCAUGGUACAACUGCUGUACAACCAAUUAGGUUGCCUGUGCAACCCGAGCACGGGAGCACACAGAGCAAGUCACGUCUGUCUGCCCAUCAGACAGCUAUGCAUGCAGUACAUGAGAACCCCUGGCCUCAUCGACCCACAGAUGAAGAAUUGGUUCAAAUGUUUUCUCUGCACAUGCCAAGACCCCAAAGAUUUUUGCUGGAACGUUCCCUCCUUGCUGGAACACUUGCUGAUUUUUGGACGGAAGCAGACCAUUUGA